CUGGACUUUUUUCCUGUUGGCGUGCGCCGGACGCACCACGUUCCUGGCGUUACGGGGCACUUUAGUCAACUUUCGCUGGCGAUUAUUUGUUAUUUGCCUGGUUUUCUUUUUUCCGUUUCGACUCCUUCUCGGCAAUCCUGUUCUGUCACUUUUUUCCGAGCAUCGUGGCCAAUUUUGAGCCCUAUGGAAUUAAAAGUCACAGGCGAGACCAACUAGCCUGGCACGCCGUCGCACAGGUCGCACAGGGGAAGCGAUUUAGUGGGUCAAGACCAAUCGGCGCGGCCCACGUCGAAAAACCCCAGCGCAGCCCAACGUACAGCGAAUACCUAGACCUCACUCAAGAGCAUUGAAAAACCACGCCGGGUUAAAUUCUACAGGGCGACAGCCAGUGGUCGGCUGCCAGCGACAGCAACCCCCAGUUCCCCCAAGAGCCGAAAUACCGCAGGUAGGCGAAAAGAGGAUAUUGAGAACAAGGGGUAGAAUCAAAGGAUAGAAUCAAGGGCGGAGUACGGAAUACACUAGGUAGGUCUGGAGAACUUGGCUGAAGGACUGGACCGUUGAAGGCCUGCCGGGGUGAAAAUAUCAACGUAAACGAGCCAGGAUUGGAUUGGAGCGUGGGGAAGCAGGUGAGUGAGCGGGGAUAGAGGAAGAUCCGGGCGAUGACGGCGGACAGGGAAUAGAGAGGGAGGGAGAUUCAACAGGAUACGAUACGUGGAGAAGAAGAAGAAGAAGCAGCGCAGGGGGUUGGUUCUGUUACUGUGCGGGAUGUGAGAGUUUUCAAGAUGAGAAUGACGAUGAGGAUGAGGAUGAGUAUGACAAUGGGACGAUGACCAUGACGAUUAUGGUGAUUGAUGAUGGUGAUGAUGAUGAUGAUGAUGAUGGUUGGUGGUGGUGGUGGCAGCGGGUGGAAGAAGUAGAAGUUGGCAGUUGGCAGUUGGCAAGGCGGCGGAGGUUGAAAGAUACCGCAUUGGGCAAUAGGGAAGGCUGCUGCGGUAAUUUAUGUCGGCGAGGUGACAAUACGUGACGCGCGGUCAACCGCCGGUCCAGACCACUCUCCCCAGGGCCGAUCUAAAGACCCGUCGUCCCACCCAAAUCCCGCGCCACUGAGAGCCUUGCCACCUUGCUGACACCGUACCAGCUACCGUCUCUUUGCGUGAUACAGCUUGCUUUGAUCCUAUAUUGGUUCCAGCCGGCGGUUGAAGGGAAUCACACGCCACAGAAUAAUGGAAUGGAAUGAUAUCCAUUCUACACACUGGAAACCCUCGUUUCUACUGGGUUAUGGAUGAGCUACAAAGUUUGAUGCUUUGGGCAUUAGACGGGUUUUGCAAGGCUCGGCGCACGAGAAAUUCCCUAUCUUGGUUAGCAAGUGGCACGAAGCCUGCUUUUAAUAUGUGUAUUGAGCCGUGUAUAAUAUAAUCUGGUGCAAGACUAGACAGCGCAGGUAAAGUCCAAAUCAGUGGGUGGAUUAAAGUACCCCAUUCUAGCUGGUUUAUCAGGAUAGUGCAAUUUAAUAAUUACAUGGUGGAUAUUUAAAGCCCACCUUGUACUUGGCAACUAAGC
Molecule: messenger RNA, 1560 nt
Organism: Blastomyces gilchristii SLH14081
Lineage: Eukaryota; Fungi; Ascomycota; Eurotiomycetes; Onygenales; Ajellomycetaceae
Exons: 3
Coding region: 827-1024 (65 amino acids)
Source: RefSeq, a predicted model, not a curated record